UUGAGAUGGAGUCUCACUCUGUCACCCAGGCCAGAGUGCAGUGGUGCGAUCUCUGCUCACUGCAAGCUCCACUUCCUGGGUUCACACCAUUCUCUGCCUCAGCCUCCUGAGUUGCUGAGACUACAGGCGCCCACCACCACACCCGGCUAAUUUUUUGUAUUUUUAGUAGAGACAGGGUUUCACCGUAUUAGCCAGGAUGGUCUCAAUCUCCUGACCUCAUGAUCCACCCUCCUCAGCCUCCCAAAGUGCUGGGAUAACAGGCGUGAGCCACUGUGCCUGGCCUACAAUUCUUUUUUUUUAAAUUGUAAACCUUAAGAUAAUACAUUUUAUUUGAAGAAAAGUGCUGAAGAGGUGUUAUUUGUGUAGGGUGUUAAAAUAAUGGUAAGCUAUGAGAAGGGGAAAAGGGCAUUGAGGCUAAGGAGUUAGUAUGAAAAAAAAAAAAAGACCAGUACACAUGGAAAUGUUGGUGUAGUUUUGUACUGGGGUGGUUAGAUUUGGCAGUCGCUGAAGCUAAGUAUGUAGGCAAAGACUGAAUGAGAGGUGAAUCUGGAAUGGCAAGUUCAAAUUAGUCACUAGAAGACCUCAAACCAUCCCCUCUACAACCCCGGUUCUGUAGAUAUUGAAAGAAUGGUGGACCCGGGGCCCACUCUCUCUGAACUUGACUCCUCACUUCCCUAUGAAAGCUGGCUUUGCUCUGUGCCCUGUGAUAUAUAUCUGUUUGUCCCCACUUUACAAAAGUAUGAACCUUGUCUCUGGUUUACCUCCAAUGCCUAGAAAAAUAUGUGGCAGAACGCAUGCUUCAGUAAAUAAUCUUCUAAUCACUGAAUAUUUCAAGAAUUCCACAUAAUUCUAUAUGACAUUAUUAACUAUUGUAAAUUUUUAAGUGGAGAAAAAGUACUAUGUUGCCUUUAUUUCAUGAAAGCAACCUUAAGAGUUGGCAUGAACACAUCUAUCCAUCCACUUGUAUUUGUGCUCAUAUACUCAUAUCCCACUUACUAUGGAUGAAUGGAAUGAUCUAUCAUCUAAAGUCAAUAUUUCUUUUUCCUAACUUCCAAUCCAAGGACAUUAUUCCAGAAAUACUUCCUUGUAUUUCCUACAUUAUCAAUUUUGCCCUCUCUGUGGAUGAUUUCCAUUGGCAUGCAAACAUGCUAUUAUUUUUUCUCAUCUUAUAGAACAUUAAACACAGUGAUCUUGACUCUACUUCCUCUAUAAUUACUUGCCUUUUCUCCAUUCCUUUUUUGAGUGAAGCUUUUUGAAAUUGUUGCCUGUGCUUACUGCAUUCAACCCCUCUACUUUGUUCUCUCAGAAAUCCCUUUCAGUCAAGUUUUCUCCUUAUCACUUCACCCAAAGGACUCUUGAGGUCAUCAGGGCUAGCCACUUUACUAAAUCCAAUGGCUGAUUAUCAAGUCUCAUUUUAUGUCAACUUUCAGCAGCAUUUGAUAAAGUUGGCCACCAUUUUCUUGAAAUAAUGUUUUCCUUUGGCUUUGUGAACAUCAUACUCUCCUUUACUGGUUGCUUUUCAGUUUUUUUUUUCUGGUUCCUCUUUACCCUUCUUUAUUUUUAUUUCAAUAGGUUUUUGCGGGGAACAGGCAGUGUUUUGUACAUGAAUAAGUUUUUUAGUGGCAAUAUCUGAGAUUUUUGUGCAUCCAUCACCAGAGCAGUGUACACUGUACCCAAUGUGUAGUCUUUUAUCCCUCGACCCCCUCCCACCCUUUCCCCCAAGUCCCCAAAGUCCAUUGUAUCAUUCUUAUGCCUUUGCAUCCUCAUAGCUUAGCUCCCACUUACGAGUAACAAUAUACAACGUUUGGUUUUCCAUUUCCGAGCUACUUCACUUGGAAUAAUGUCUCCAAUUCCAUCCAGGUUGUUGCAAAUGCCAUUAUUUCGUUCCUUUUUAUGGCUAAGUGUAGUAUUCCAUGGUAUGUAUGUGUGUGUGUGUAUAUAUAUAUAUAUAUACACACAUACAUACAUAUACACAUAUAUACCACAUUUUCUUUAUUCACUCGUUGAUCGAUGAGCAUUUGGGCUGGUUCCUUAUUUUUGCAAUUGUGAAUGGUGCUGCUAUAAACAUGCAUGUGCAAGUAUCUUUUUCAUGUAAUGAUUUCUUUUCCUCUGGGUGGAUAACCAGAAGUGGGAUUGCUGGAUCAAGUGGUAGAUCUACUUUUAGUUCUUUAAGGAAUCGCCACACUGUUUUCCAUAGUGGUUGUAUUAGUUUACAUUCCCACCAACAGUGUAAAAGUGUUCCCUUCUCACCACAUCCACACCAACAUCUAUUUUAAUUUUUUGAUUUUUUUAUUAUGGUCAUUCUUGCAGGAUUAAGGUGGUAUCGUGUUGUGGUUUUGAUUUGCAUUUCUCUGAUAAUUAGUGAUGUUGAGUAUUUUUUUCAUAUGUUUGCUGGCCGUUAGUAUAUCUUCUUUUGAGAAUUGUCUAUUCAUGUCCUUAGUCCACUUUUUGAUGAGAUUGUUUGUUUUAUCCUGAACAGCUACAAUUCUUUGGCUUGUUAUUUUAGUGGUUGCUUUAGUGUUUAUAGUGCAUGUAUUCAACUGAUCACAGUCUACCUUCAAGUGAUAAUAUAUCAUUUUAGUAUAAGAAACUUAUAUCAGUAUACUUCUUCCCUCCUGGUCUUUAAGCUAUGACUGUCAUCCAUUUUAUUUUACAUGUUGUAAAUUCCAUAGUACUUUAUUAUUUUUGUUUAAACAAUUAUAUUUUAAAGAGGCUUAAGUAAUAAUAACAAAUCAUAUAUUUGUCCAUGUUGUUACUAUUUCCAGUGUUCUUCAUUCCUUUGUGCAGAUCUAGAUUUCAAUAUGGUAUCCUUCUUAAGGCCUAAAAGACAUCCUUUAAUUUUUCUUGUGGUGCAGGUCUCCAGGUAAGAAAGUCUUAAGUCUUUACAAGUCUAAAAAUGUAUUUAUUUCUUCAUAUCCAUUAUUCUCUUUUUGGUAGUAUCUAGUUGGCUGUGACACUAAUCCAUUAAACUUUCCAUUUCAAUUAUGGUAUUUUUCAAAUCUAGAUUUCUAUUUGGUAGUUUUUCCCAAUCUACUUGGUUAUUUUCAUACUCAUGCUCUUUAAUCCCCUCGUUUCUUUACAUGUAAGACACACUUUAUUUGAUGUUUGGUGGCUCUAAUAUCUUAAGUCUCUGUAGGUUGUUUCCUCUGUACAUUGUUUCUGCUGGCUCUUGCCCAUUAUAAAUGUUUGUGAUUUUUGAUUAAAAACUUACAUUCCAUGAAGCUGUCUUCCAUUUUGCUUUUGCCAGGCACCUGGAAGGCAUUAAAAACCUGAUGUCACUUUAAAUUUGCAGCUUGAGACUUUUUAGAUUAUACAGUUUGUGUGUGAAGCCACCAGUGGAAGGGCUGCCCAUGGUUAUAUAUUAAUGUAUCCUCACUCUCAGGAGAGAUGUUUUCCCUCAGGAUGGACAAUCUUGUCGGCUGCUCCAGGGGCUGCAGGGAUUGAGGGGGCAGGAGACAGGGGAGGCAGACAGGUUGAUUCAUAGUUCCCUCCUACACUAAACCUAUCUUUUUGGUGUCCUACUUUUUUUUUUUUUUUUUUUUUUUUUUUUUUUUUGAGACAGAGUCUGGCUCUGUCUCCCAGGCUGGAGUGCAGUGGCGCAAUCUCGGCUCACUGCAACCUCUGCCUCACGGGUUCACGCCAUUCUCCUGCCUCAGCCUCCCGAGUAGCUGGGACUACAGGCGCCCGCCACUACGCCCGGCUAAUUGUUGUAUUUUUAGUAGAGAUGAGAUUUCACCGUGUUAGCCAGGAUGGUCUCGAUCUCCUGACCUCGUGAUCCGCCCGCCUCAGCCUCCCAAAGUGCUGCGAUUACAGGCUUGACCCACCGCGCCCAGCCGGUGUCCUACUUUUGAUGUCUUCUGCUAAUCCUCCUACCUUGGACAGGAUCUAAACUUUGUCUGCUAUUCUGCUGCCCCAUCCUCUUCCCAGACUAUGAAAAGAGAGUUUCAAUAUGACACUUGGCAACUAUCUUAAGGGUGAAAAAUGGCAUCUAAUUACUUCUUUGGGUUUCUACUUUCACUUUUUAAUUUUAAUUUUUUUCCCUUUGCGAACUCUUAAUUAUUUUGCAGCUCAUUGAUACAUUUUUUAAAUGGUUCUUGAUAUGUAUUCCAGAAGUUUUUGUUGUUUUCUGGUUCUUGUCAGCCCGUGUUGCCGGAAAUAAAAUUCUUUCGACUUGUUCUUUAACAAUUUACAGUAUCCAUAUAUUCCUUCCUGUUCUAGAAGCAAUAGAGUGAGAACACACACUUAGGAGUCAAGCUGGCCUGAGAUUAAGAUCCACCAGCAAUGUGACCUCAGUAGCCUAUUUACAUUCUGAGCCUCAGUUUCUCAUAGGGUUGGUGUGAUAAUUAAAUGAGGUAAUAUAUGAACAACACUUAAAACAGAGACACUGACACUGGUAAGGAUGGACUUUCUUGUUAUUACUAUCUGAAAAAGUUGAAAAAUUAUGAGCCUGAGUAACAGUUAUACAUCUUACCCAAUGGUUCACUAACCUCUGGUCCCUGGCUACCCCGGCCCCCUCUACCAUGCAGUCACCCACACCCAUGCUUAUACUGAUGGAGAGGAGUCAACUAUGAGCUAUUCACUGGAUGACAGGCCCAGCUACUGUCACAGAUGCGCCCCAAGUCCAGGACAGAAUGCUAGCAGAUAGCUGCUGGUCUGAGAAAUGUCAUCAUCAUAUAAGCCUGAGUGAAAACACAGCCCCUUUACUACUAAGAAAUCUGAAAACAAACAAACAUAAACAAACAUAAUUUUAAUUUUGUAUUUUUUAUGAUGUCAUUUGUCCCAACAGCCAUCUGACAUCAAUAGCCCUGAUUACUAAAAGCCUCAACGUUAUAGAAGUGUUCUCCUCCUUUUUGAAAACCAUGUUCAUUUUUCCCCCACAAUACAGCGCUACCUGCAAAGCUUUGAACUGAUAACAUAGCUCAGGGGCUAACUCUUGUCUUAGCAGAGUAGCAGCUGAAAAAAGAAGACAAUUCUUAACAAACAGGGAGAUCACUAAUGCUCACUUCUAAAAACAUUAUUUAUUCAGGGCAAGUGGUAUUUCUGACGUGCGAAUGAAGCUUAAACUUCAGCUUUAAUUUAUAAGAAUUAGGAAAUGCAGAUUAAAUCUCUGAUGCCAUAUUGUGAAUUCAGCAAAGGUUAACUAAUCUACGACGCAAAGACAAACGUUAGCUAUCCUACGCUUAUUAUUCUGGAAAUUUAAUGAAAAUUAAAUAAGACUCACAGAGUAUAAGAAUUGUCCCCCCGCCUUAACAGUGUUGUUUUCAGCUUCUGUUGCCUGAAACAUUGCAGAAUAAUUCAGAUUUUUUUAGCCCCACCUUUUUAUUGAGUAAAACCAAAGUACUAAACUAAUAAAUGUGAAAAAGGAUGUUGGGUUUAAAAAGAAAAAGCCUCAAGACAUCGAGCCUCUUAGAUAUUUUAAAAGUGAAGACUGAGAAGGAACGCACUGUUGCUAAACAGAAUUAUAGGAUUAUGGUCAAUUUAUAAUCUUUUCAAUAUGGGAUUUGAAUGUUCCGAUAUUAGAUACGGUGUACGUACUUUAUUUAUAUAGUACCUCCCGAGAAGAAAAAAAACCAAUAUUGGUUUAUACAGUAUUUGGCAUGCUUUUGACGUAUGCAGUGAUGUAUACGAUGUCAGAGCUAGAAAAUAGCUUAGAUACGAUUUGGAUUCAGCGCUGGGCGGCUCCGCCCCCGCCAAGCCCCGCCCCAUCCCCCUCCCUCCGCCUCGCCUUAUCCCGCCCACUCCGCUCCGCCCCCUGCCCCCUGCCCCAUGCCUGUCCGCCGCCCGCCCCGCCCCGUCCCCUCAACCCCGCCCGGCUCCGCCUCGUCCCCUCCGCCCCGCCCCGCCCCCGGGGCAUGCGCUGUGCGCCCGGCCGGCGGGGCUGGCUGUGUGAGGACUGCGGGCGGAGCUCGUGGCCGGUGUCUGAAGUCGUCAGUUUACUGCUUGUUAACGAACAUAGCGAUCACUGGGAACCUGGAAGUAGAGACUCCUUUCUGCCGUCCCUCGGGCUGCUGCGAAUCCCCCCCGCCGGCCUCCAGGACCCCGGGCUGACUGAACGCCCGCACCGGUCCCGCCGCCCCAGGGCCCGCUACGCGCCCGGCAUAAUGGGAGAAAAAUCACGACGGAAAGGCCCAGCCCCUCGCCAUGCAGACGGGAAGCUUGGCCGCACGUGUGAUCACCCUUACGCCCCUUGGAGUUUCACCCCCUCUUCGCGGGCUCCAACAGCCUGGGUCAGACCUCCUUGUCCUGUGUGGGCUUCUCGGCUGCAAGAACACAGUCCCGAGCCCCGGCGAGCCCGCGGGCCUCCCACCCGCCGUGCACAGGCUGCACUUUACGCCCCAGCACUGCGCCUGCGGGACCAUCUGGAUCACUUUUCCAUUUUGAUGACGUCCUGUACUUCGUGGCUGCAGGCUCCUCAAGCCCCAGGUCUGUGCAGAGACGAGCAAAGCAGCAGAAUAUCCGUGCCACAGCUUUCUGGAGCACCCAUUUUACUACCAGAUUUGGAAGGAACGAAGUUAAGUAAUUUCCAAGAAUCAUCUCCCCUGCCCCACAAACAUGAAAGAAAAGACAAGAGAAGCACCUCAGAAGAGGAGGGGAGAAGUGCCCCAGAAAAAAUCAUCCAGUCUCUGAAGCUUUGCCCAGGUGGGCACAGGCCAGCCAGCCUCUCCUCUGGUUGCCCAGCUGGCUGCAGGCUGUCAUUUAACCUUCCGCCCAGCAUGCUUUUGAGUGUGCAGAAGUGCUGCAUGCCCUCUUCUUUGAAAACCUGUUGAGCAAAUGCCUCCGCAUUUUAUGCACCUUCAACCUCCACAGCCAAAGGCCCCCAAGACCAAACAUGCUGUGCACACACAGCAGCUCUUUGUGUCACACUCCUGGCCGAUCUCCUGCAUCAUCUCGUUGAGCUUCGUUGAACCCCGCAGUCUGCAUGCUCUGUGGAACUCAGGGUCUUCAUUUUGCAUGGAACUCAGGGUCUUCAUUUUCCGUGGAACUCAAAGUCUUCUUGCUCUGUGGAACUUGGAGUCUCAGGGCCUUUGUGCUCCAUGGAACUUGGGGUCUGUGUGAUUCAUGGAACUCAGAAUCGUUGUGCUCUGUGGUACUCGGGGUCUGCGUGCUCUGUGGAACUCGGGGUCUGCAUGCUCCAUGGAAAGCACCAGGAUGCACUUGACCCCCCACACCCAUACAUACAUCCUUCAUUUUAUUCCUGGCCGUCACCUGUCCACCCUGUGAGGCUUCUUCACCCCCACUCUCCUUUGAGCUCAUGCUGGGUCUUUCGGACUGGCCUGAAGCAUGGGUGUUGGUAGGGGGGAGUGGCUGAUGUCACACCUUCAGGCAAAUUCUGCUAGUGUCACACCUGAUGGAGCUGCCUAGGGAGGAUGUUUCCUUGGAGGAUGCGCCCUGGCAGCCACUGGCUUCUUAUGGUGCCUGCACUGCUGCUGCUGCCAUGGGGGCCACACUGGGGGCUGUUCUGGAAUUGGUGGUUUUCAUUUCCAGGUUAGGUAGGGACUGGCAGGCACCUUGGCUGUCCUUGUGGCUUCUGUCCUGACCGUGGUCCUCCCCAGGUGGCUGAUUUUCUGGGCUGCUGCUCUUCCAGGAGGAAUUAAAGGUGGGAAUGGCUGAAACCUCAGCUUUGGAUUCACAGAGACCCUAGGCUGUGUCACGCAGAAAGGGAAAGGAUUGCAGAUGGUGGUGGGAUCAGCCGAAGGCAGGGCCUUCACUGUGAUGCUGGAGCCCUCCAUGCUGGGAUGUUUGCAUACAGCCCAGGUUCAGUUCGGUGGUCCAUCAGCGAGUCCUGGAUCUGGUCUCACUCGCAAGCCAUGGACAACAUGAGCUCAGUUUGCCAGGACUCUUGGGGUUAGGGAGAGCUCAGCAUCCGGGUGGCUCUGGUUCCUUCUCAUGCUGAAACUCUGCUGGUGUUCCUCCAUGGGGCCCUUGUGGGUUUUUCUGAGGUGCCCCUCUUGCUGGAGUUGAGGAUGAGAAAUGUUUUCAGUGGGUUUGCACCCUCCACACAUAUGUAAGAGGUGUUGUGUUUCAUUCCUGUCAGGAUCCAUUGCUGCAGCUUCCUGAAGUUGUGUCCGUUAAAAGGCAGGGACCCGGUCUCCAGGCUACAGAGGGUGACUCCAGGUUCCACACCACCACUGUGGACCAGUGUGCCUAUGGACUUAGGAGAGUUCCCAGAUCGCACAAGGGGGCUGCCCCAGAAGGUGUUCAGCUUGUUGCCAACAGUUGCUGAAGCCAAAGUCUGCAACCUUGAUGUUCAGGUCAAGCAGCCAGAAACAGGUGUUCUGGCUUUAGGUCCCUGUGGACAAUGCCAUUCUCUCCUUCCCAGGCUACUGAUGUCCUGGGUUGCUCCUCUUAUGGUAGAAGCUCAAGAUGGAAUGGCUGGAGCUUGGCUGCCUCCGGUUAGAGCCUGGGCUCUGUAUUGCGGACAUCACCUGGCAGAAUUCCUCAUGGGCCCCUUUUGUCGUGGGUGCAACUGCUGGGCCAGGGUUGUCGUGGGUAGUAAAGGUAUUUACCAAAACAACGUGAGUAAAGAAAGGCAAAUUUAUUACAGAAACUAUGAAAAUACAUUGCAAGAAUGCAACAUGCAGCACAGCAGAGAAGGGGCUGUCUGCAAAGAUAAAGGGCUGGAGGGAAGUUUUCUAAGGUUGUGCUGGACGGGGCUAUGUGCAGGUGAGCUUGUGCUAUAUGCUAAGAAUAUGUUGGAAUAAUUUUAACUGCCAGACCUUUCCUCUUCUGGUGCCCGAGGGAAACGCCCUGCUGCUUUUAGCUGUCUUGUAACCCACACGCCUUUUCACUUCUGAAGUUGCAAGAUAACGGCUGUGGUUUUUCACACAAAAGGGUUGCAGACUGGGUUAGGUCCCUGUUCCGCCAACCUGGCUCUUUCCCAGUUUCAGUUAACUUAGUGGUUUACUAGAGCCCCACACCUUUCUCUUUCAUAUGGCCAUGAUCCAGGAGGUAAUCCGUCACCUCCCCUCCACUAGAGUGCUCCAUGGCCAGGGGUAAUCCGUCACCUCCCCUCCACUAGAGUGCUCCAUGGCCAGGGGUAAUCCUCACCUCUCCUCCGCUAGAGUGUUCCAUGGCCAGGCAGUGUUUCCUGGGUCCAGAGCACCUCAAACAAUUUCAGUGUUGUGGUGACUCAGGGCCUUCACCAUACAGACUUGACAGCAUAGUCUAGAGGCUGGAGGGGCUCUGUGACUCCCAUUAAUGACAGUCACUGCCACAGUUUCCCCAGGCAGGAUGUGCCAGGAGAACUGCUCCAUGUUGGCUCAGCAGAAUAUUAUUAUAGGUAGCUCAAAAAGAGAGGGAACAGGGCUUCUCUAGAUUAUUUCAGGGAACAAGCUAUUAUUUGAAUGUUAAUUUAAGACUAUUUUAUCAAUUAAAAAUGUAAGGCCCAAGAAACUUCAGUUAGGAAGAAUGAACAAAUUGAAUAAAUACUGUUAAACUUUAUGCUUCUUUCAGCAAAUAUUUUCUGCUCGUCUCUAUGAGUCAGGCACUUUGCUAGAUACCAUAACAUAGAAACAUAGCAUCAAUCCAAUAUGGUGUGGGUACUGUAUGUCAAAUUUAAAAAUAAAAGUGCUAUAUAAGAAACCUCUCAGUGCCCUGGAGGCAGGGUCCAGAGACAUAUCCUGUGGAUGACUGGGGCUGAGGUUUAAGGGAUGAGCCUCGGUGAUGAGACAGACGGGAGAGGGCACCUAGGGAAAGCGUCUUCAGGCAAUCGUGGUUCAGUGAGCUGCAGCCGUCGCGGCAGGAGAGUGAGGAGCGCGGCCUAUCUGGUGAUUUGCUGUGGUUGUGUUCUGUAAACUCGCCUGGGGUCCUGAAGUAUUGCUUCUGGGGAAACACAGGGUAAGGUUCCUGCAAGCCUCUGGUUGCAAUAUUUUCAACUGCCAAGGCACCAUUCAUGUUCCAUGGGUUCAUUUUCCAACAUCCCUGUAAAACAAGGCAGUCCCAUCAGUGUUGAAAACUGCUCUCCACAUACCCUUUUCCCGUAGAGUACUUCCUGAUCUACAGAGCUGCCACUCCUGAAAAGCUAACACUUUCCAUGCCAUGCUGCCUUUUGAAAGGUGCCAGCCAGGCAGCAUUAGCUAAGACCUCUUUUUGGCUCUCCUCACAACAGUGCUGCCCGCUGUGCUUUCAUUGGUCAUCAUCUCAUGAAGUCACAAAUGUAGCUGCUUUUCCAUGGUUUCCAUGGUUUUGCCACACUCUAGGGGGUGUUAGUUUUGCAUUUUCCCGAGCAGCCUCGUGUACAGGUUGGUGAAGCUCCCCUUCCUCUUUCUGGAUGCACUGUAGUGUUUGUCAUUAGCAUUGAACUCACAGUUCACAGCACUAGAACCCACACCUGAACCAAGCUUGGCUAACAAGUGUUUUCUCUGUAAGGCACAUCACAGCCUUCUUGCUUAUAAGGACACUAGACAGCGCUUCAGCAUUAUGCUUGGAGGCCGUUUCAAACAGUGAAAUCAACAACAGCAAGCUCAAAACUGCAAAAGAAGUGGUACUAUAGAGACCAUGAGAAGACUGGUUUGCAGAUUGAGAGUAGGAACAAGAAGGCAGCAUGGGGCCCUGCAUGGCCUCCGCUGGGAAGCCGAUGGCUCAAAUUGUUGCCCUGCUCUGCACUUGUUUUCCUGUGACUGUGAAAGCAACACGAGUAUUGAUUCGGGGGUUAAAAAUACAUUUUAACAAGCAGAAAAGUUCACAAAUAUGAAAUAGUGGCUAGUGAGGACCACCCCCAUGCUGGAGCUGCAGACAGAGGCUGUUGCGAGUGCGAGGCUUGCUCCUAUCCCGGGAGCUUCUGGUUGCCACCAGCACCUUGUAAGCCAGGGAGUAGUGUCACCUGUACUGUAGCAAAAGCACCUUUUCUCAAUGUGAAGUAUGGCUUGAAGAGAGGAAGAUGGAAGACUGGCUGGAAGAUGGCUGUGUUAGGGGUGAAGCAAGGAUGGGGGUGGAUUGACCAAGCUGGGCCAGAGGUGCGAGGAGCUGAUCCGAGAGCCCUGUGUGCCUGUGAGUCCUGGCGGAGUGGCCGUGCAUGGUGACAGGGAGGAGGCAUCCAGGACAGCACCCACGUUCCUGCCUGAGGCACAUGAGGGUGGAUGACAGGGUUCGGGGCCCUAGCCUUCAAGUCAGACACACCUGAGUUCAAAUCCAGACUCCACCACUGACUGGCUGUGUAGCCUUAGACAUGUUCCUUCACUUCCCUAAGUGUCCAUUUUCUCAUGUCCAAUAUAUAGAUUACUAUGCCAUAGGAAUAUUAAAUCACUCAGUGAUUUUGAGGUUAAAA
Gorilla gorilla gorilla (western lowland gorilla) is the source of this 11266-nucleotide messenger RNA. RefSeq lists its product as uncharacterized. The transcript has 2 exons. The coding region runs from base 5598 to 6767 and encodes 389 amino acids. The record is from RefSeq and is a predicted model, not a curated record. NCBI's taxonomy places the organism in Eukaryota, Metazoa, Chordata, Mammalia, Primates, Hominidae.